Molecule: messenger RNA, 708 nt
Organism: Anisakis simplex (herring worm)
Lineage: Eukaryota; Metazoa; Nematoda; Chromadorea; Rhabditida; Anisakidae
Source: the annotation of a GenBank genome assembly
AUGACGAUGGGACAAACUCAAACNGGUUCAAUUCGAUGGUCUGUCGGCUCAGUUGCCUUAUUGAUGCUCCCCGCAACAGCGUUUGCUUUGGGAUGUUGGCAGGUAAAACGUUUGAAAUGGAAACUGGAUCUAAUUGAAAUGCUGAAAACCCAGAUGAAUAUGGAAGCGAUACCAUUUCCUGAGCAUGACACGGAAUUGUUAAAUGAUCUAGAAUAUAGACGAGUUCAUGUGACUGGAGAAUUUCUUCACGAUCGAGAGUUUUCCAUACAUCCUCGAGGCAGAUUUGAUAAAGGUCAUAAAGAAGCAAAAAGUGGUCUGGUUGCCAACAGCGCUAUGUCAAGUCAUGGAGCGCACAUUAUUACGCCGUUCAAGCUGGCCGAAAGCGGCCGAGUGAUACUGAUUAAUCGAGGAUGGGUACCAACCGGGAAAAUUUCUCCGACAACUCGAUCUGACUCUCAGAUCAAAGGAAGAGUAAGUUUCGAUGCAGUUGUGAGACGCUCAGAAAAGCGACCGCAAUUUGUUUCGAAUAAUAUUCCUGAGCGAGGCAUUUGGUACUACAAAGAUUUUGAAGCAAUGGCUCGGUGUUAUGGCACUGAACCAAUAUAUCUGGAGGCUACUUAUGAAUCGACUGUUCCUGGUGGUCCUAUUGGAGGUCAGACGAAUGUCACAGUUCGUAAUGAACAUCUCAAUUAUUUGAUAACAUGGUAA